AUGGCGCACAGGAAGACCCAAGAAUCGGAAGAGCUGCGCAUGUUGAAGGCCCCUAUCGACAGGUUGAAGGCUACCACGAGCCAUCUAAUAGCAAUGCAAUCGCAGUCUCGCCAAAUCGUGGACACGGCCAAUUUCCUGGACAACGAACUGGUACCUUCUCAGACACAAGAAUGGAUCGAUGUUCAUGACCCGGCGACCAACAACCUCGUCACCAGAGUCCCACAGAGCACUCAAGAAGAGCUAGAAGCGGCGGUCAGAUCGGCUCAUAACGCGUUCUUAUCAUGGCGUGCCACCUCGAUCAUCCGAAGGCAGCAAGUCAUGUUCCGGCUGACGCACUUGAUCCGUCAAAACAUGGACACGCUCGCUGCCUCGAUCGUGCUCGAGCAAGGCAAAACUCUUGCCGAUGCCAAGGGCGACGUACUACGAGGUCUCCAGGUCUGCGAAACAGCUUGCGCCAUCACCACGCAAUCGACGGGGGAGGUGCUUGAGGUCGCGACGGACAUGGAGACAAGGUCGUGUCGGGAACCACUAGGCGUUGUGGCGGCUAUAUGCCCUUUCAAUUUUCCGGCAAUGAUACCACUGUGGUCACUUCCAUUGGCGACUGUGACCGGAAACACGCUCAUUCUGAAGCCUAGCGAGCGAGAUCCUGGAGCCGCCAUGAUCAUCGCUCGGCUGUGCAAGGAAGCCGGGUUCCCUCCUGGGGUCGUGAAUAUCGUCCAUGGGUCGGCAAAGACGGUCGAUUUCAUCAUCGAUGCACCAAUUAUUCGAGCCAUCUCGUUCGUCGGGUCGAACCGCGCCGGCGAAUACAUCUAUAGACGCGCCUCUGAGCAAGGCAAGCGGGUACAAGCCAAUCUCGGUGCCAAAAACCAUGCUGUGCUCAUGCCGGAUAGCAACAAGAACCACGCCAUUCACUCCAUCAUUGGUGCCGCCUUUGGUGCCGCCGGUCAACGCUGUAUGGCACUGAGUGUGCUCCUUUCCGUGGGAGAAACCCAGCAAUGGAUUCCAGAUCUUGUUGAACGGACCAAAUCUCUCCGAGUGGACGGAGGCUUUGAAAACGACGUCGAUUUGGGGCCUGUGAUCACUCCCCAAGCGAGAAAACGGGUCGAAGGUUUGAUCGCGUCUGCCGAGGAAGAAGGCGCGACCAUCUUACUGGACGGUCGUGGGUAUAAGCCGAGUAAAUAUCCCAACGGCAACUGGGUGGGCCCUACCAUCAUCACCAACGUUAAGCCACAUAUGCGAUGCUACACGGAAGAGAUAUUUGGGCCGGUGCUUGUGUGCCUAGAUAUCUCCACCCUCGACGAGGCUAUCGCGCUGAUCAACGACAACCCUUAUGGGAAUGGGGCGUCCAUCUUCACGACAUCUGGGGCCGUGGCCACACGGUUCCAGAAGAACAUUGAAGCCGGCCAGAUUGGAAUCAACGUGCCAAUCCCCGUGCCUUUACCGAUGUUCAGCUUCACAGGCAACAAAAAGAGCGUGGCAGGGACGGGACUCGCCAAUUUCUAUGGCAAAGAUGGAUUGAGAUUCUACACUCAGUGGAAGACUGUCACCAGUUUUUGGGGGUCGAAAGACGCUUCCUCGACGGAGAAGAGUGUCAGCAUGCCCACCCAGUCAUAA
Messenger RNA from Fonsecaea pedrosoi CBS 271.37, 1614 nucleotides. RefSeq names its product methylmalonate-semialdehyde dehydrogenase (acylating). The record is from RefSeq and is a predicted model, not a curated record. NCBI's taxonomy places the organism in Eukaryota, Fungi, Ascomycota, Eurotiomycetes, Chaetothyriales, Herpotrichiellaceae. Gene Ontology annotation, molecular function: methylmalonate-semialdehyde dehydrogenase (acylating, NAD+) activity; malonate-semialdehyde dehydrogenase (acetylating, [NAD(P)+]) activity. The transcript is spliced from 2 exons. Gene Ontology annotation, cellular component: mitochondrion. The coding region runs from base 1 to 1614 and encodes 537 amino acids. Gene Ontology annotation, biological process: thymine catabolic process; L-valine catabolic process.